AUGGCAUCUGCGGCUUCCCCCCAGCGCCCCGGAUACUAUCAAUUGUCAGCGUGGCUCGCAUGCACGCACUCGAGUUUUGCAAACUACACCGCGAUCUCGCGCUUCCCCUACGUUCCAGGCCCGCCAGCUUCGUCCUGCUCGAGGCCAGCGUGCAAGUCAAGUGUGCAGGGACGAAGGAACAAAACGUGCGACUGUGCCAUUCGAGCCGCGUUUGUGAGUGUAGGCAUUGAUCCGAAGAAGGAGAGACUUCGAUGGCAUCCGGAUCGAUUUGCAGGUGUCGUAGGUGAAAGCAGAAGGGGCGAGUUCCAGGAGGCUGCAAGAGAGAUUUUCGUUGUUUUGGGAGGCAUGUGUUGA
Messenger RNA from Sphaerulina musiva SO2202, 354 nucleotides. RefSeq lists its product as uncharacterized. The record is from RefSeq and is a predicted model, not a curated record. The coding region runs from base 1 to 354 and encodes 117 amino acids. Lineage: Eukaryota; Fungi; Ascomycota; Dothideomycetes; Mycosphaerellales; Mycosphaerellaceae. The transcript has a single exon.